Molecule: messenger RNA, 2598 nt
Organism: Stylonychia lemnae
Lineage: Eukaryota; Ciliophora; Spirotrichea; Sporadotrichida; Oxytrichidae
Source: the annotation of a GenBank genome assembly
AUGGAUUAAGAUAAGUAUCAAUCUAGGUAAAAUAGAGAAUAUAUUAAGCAGAGAGUAUCAAACAUUAUUAAGGAUAUAACAAAAAGCAAUAGCGCUUCUAGUUCCUCGACUAUGAAAGAAAAUAAUCUUAUUUCUGAAAUGGCUAAAACUGUGAGUGGUACUCCUUAUAAAAGAUCUUAGGUAGUCAGCUCAGCUUUGUAUAAUCAUCAGAAUAACUCUGCUUUAAAUUCUUUUCAAACCUCCAUAAUGAUUCCAGAAAGUGAAAAAUCUGAUUCUAACUAAAGAUAUUAGGCUGAGAUAGAAAAAUUAAAAAAGACUUUAAAUGAGAUGAGUGAUAGGGAAAAUAAAAUGAGCCAGCAAUUAAAUCAACAUGAACAAUAGAUUGAAAUGAAAGAUAGCUUUAUCAACUAAUUAGAAUUGAAAGAUGAAAUUAUUAAGGAUUAAUAAAAUAGUCUAAUGGGAUUAGAAUAGUAAAUAGAAUAUUUGGUAUAGUUAAAUAAGGACCUUAAUCAGAGAGUUUCUUAAAGUUUGCUAGAAUGUCAAAAAUAUAGAGCAUAUAAUGAUCAAAACUAGAUGAAAAUAAACAUUCUUGAAAGUGAAAUUAAUUUAUUAAGAUAAGAGAAUGAAAGAAUAAGAAUGAAACCAAUGAUUCACUCUAAAUAAACUUAAACAAUACAAAGAGUAAAGUUAGAUGCAAUGACUUGCACCUCUGAGUUUCCUACUGUUAUACCUAGGAAUAGUAAUAUGGAGACAUUUGCUGACAAGGAUUUAAAUUUUACACUAAAUAAUUAACAGCAAGAAUUUGAUAAAAAUUUUGGAAGCUCAACAAUUACAUCUCCUAAAUGCUAAUCAAGCUAUAUGUAAACUCCCACUAGGUCAGCUUUACAAUAAUUUAUUAAUAACUCGAGCACAAAAAAGAAAGAUGAUCUCUAUAGAUCUCAUUUAUUUAACAGAUCCUCAGCUAUAAAAGAAACUUAAACGAAUACUAUUAAAAUAAGUAGAAAUUCUCAAAUCUAUUAGAGCAAUAGUGCAAUUAAUCAUGAUCAUUAGGGGUUGUAGGGUUGCCCAAAACAAAACUAAAAUCUUAAAUGCUCAGUUUAAAAUAAAAUGAGUUCAACUGCUUAAUUGGCAAAUUUCAUUACCAAGGCACCACAAAAUCCAAAUAGAGUGAAUGCUAAUUAAAUAUUGGUAAAAAGUCCAGAGAAAUCUAAGCUAACUAAAUCUUGUGAGAAGGUAAAGCAGAUUAUGAAUGAAAAAAGGAAUGAACUAAAAUUAGUCUCACCUUCUGCAAAAGAUUAUGAAAGUAGUUGCAAAGAUUAGUUGAGAUGCCCAAGGAGAGAUAUUGCUUCAGAUCCUAAUACAACAAAGGCUAACACUAAUCUUUAAAGGACCCCGUAAAAUACCAAGAAAUCAGCUAAUAAUUCCUAUCAAAAGGCAUCAAGCAUUCUAAGGCAAAGAUAUUAAAGCACCAUACCAUAAAAUCUUACUCCAGUUCGACAGUAGAGAACUAUACAGCAAUAAACUCAGGGAUCUCAAUUAAAUUCUCAUAGAAGUGAUAUUCCAAUAGCUCCAGUGGCAAUUUAAAAAUCCGAGUAGAAAAAACAAAGUGUUCUCACUCAAUAUACAACUAAACCUUAAAAUAUCAAAACUAUCAGAAGCAAUUAAAUUUCAAAUAAGAGCUUAAACAUUAAGCAAUAAAGUUAGACUUCAAGAUCUAUGUUGAAAUCAGAUAGUGAUGCUUCUCUUGGUAAAUCUUAACUCAUUAUCCAAAAGAUCAAAAUUUGUCAACAAUAGUCAUAAUAGCAAUAACCUAUUCAGAUAAUAGAUAAAUCUAAAAUAGUUAAUUCUAAUUAACAUAUACAAUCUAUUUUGAUUAAACAAGGCAUUCUUAAAUCAAAUCUAAGCUAGAGUAUUCUUAAUUCAGAGGCUUAGCUAGUUAGUAUUCCAUCGAAUCCUGAGUUGAGAAUUGAUAAUGUUAACAAAUUAUUCCUUGAUUAACUUUAAUCAUUAGACAAUAACUAGCAAAAUAUUUGCAUAAAAAGGAAGGCUAUCCUUGAAGAAGAAAAGAAAAGAGGCUUGAUUCAAAAGAUUUAAAUUAAAGAUGAAAAAAUUCAUAAUCUUAUCGAAAUAAAGAAGCAAGAAUAGCAUUUUAGAGAUUUGACUUAUGAGUAGAGAAGAGACUAAUUUAAGAAUGAAGUAAAGGAAAGAAGAGAAAAUCUGUCUAAAACUCCAAAUAAAAACAUCAGAACUUCUAGUGCAUAAAAUACUCAUAUGAAUUCUGUAAGCAGAAAUAAUUGCUGCAAUUAUAAUGGAAGAAAUAGUAACUUAGUUUAGCUAAAGACUGAUGAAAGCUAAAUUAUGUUGAUGGAUGAGGCUAGUGCUUUCAAAACUUAAUACACUGACAUUCAAUUCAAUGCACAGAUGAUGCAACAAAGCUGUGUUUCUCCCUUAAGGAAAACAAUAAGACCUCGUGCAAGUGAGGGAAAAGUAUCAAGGAAAUUUCUUGUGAAUCCUGAAGAAGAAGAUGAAGCUCCAUAACCUUUGAAUGUGAAAAUAUCACCAAUCGUAAAUCAAUAAAAAAUGAACUAUGAAAUGUGA